AUGCGCUCUAUUGAUCGCGACCUCUCCUCCGAGCUGUCAUUAGAGGAUACCGUGAACCUCCUCUCAGGCCACGACUUCUGGAAUACUCGCACCAAUCAAGCCCUCGGCCUAGGAUCACUCAAGUUCUCUGAUGGCCCAAAUGGCGUCAGAGGCGAAGACUGGAUCAAUGGAGCGCCAUCUACAGCAAUUCCGUGCGGGACAGCUCUAGGUGCCUCUUUUGAUGUCGAAUUGGCGACGAAGCUGGCUGGCGUUCUCGCGAGAGAGUGUAAGCGCAAAGGAGUGCAUGGACUCCUGGCUCCAACCAUGAACAUCCAUCGCUACCCCUUGUGUGGUCGAAACUUUGAGUCUUAUAGCGAAGAUCCUUUGCUCAGUGGCCUCAUCGCUGCAUCUUUCGUCAAGGGUCUUCAAGCCCAGGGCAUUGCCACUAGCCCAAAGCAUUUCCUAGCCAACGAGGCAGAGAACGGUCGACGAUGGAGUGACAGCGUUAUCGAAGAGCGAGCAUUAAGGGAAAUAUAUCUCGAACCGUUUAGAAUUGUUGUUGAACAGGCCGAUCCAUGGUGCAUCAUGACUGCAUAUAAUUCUGUCAACGGCUCGUUCUGCUCCGAAUCUCAGAGCCUUCUCUCCAUCCUCCGCGACGAAUGGCGAUACAACGGUGCGGUCAUUUCAGACUGGUUCGGAACCUACAGUACAACGGAUGCCUUCAACGCUGGUCUCGACCUCGAGAUGCCAGGCCCGACCAAGUUUCGAGAAUACAAAAAGGUGUUGGAAGCUCUAAAGAGGGGAGAAAUACAGAAUAAACAGAUCAAAAAAUCAGCAGCGAGGGUCGUCAAUCUUCUUCGAAAGACCGGUCGUGUUGGAGAACCUGGUUUCCCACCGCCACUGAAAGCCGAAGAACCAGACUAUCUCGAGGAUUUAGAGUCCAGGUCGUUGAUACGACAGGCUGCUGAGUCAAGCAUGGUCCUUCUGAAGAAUGAAGGAGAUACACUUCCACUUGUUGAUCGAGAUACCAGACUCGCUGUAUUUGGACAUCAUGCGAUCGAACCGUCUCUAUUUGGAGGAGGAUCUGCAAGUCUCAAGGUGCCAUAUGCAUCAACUCCAUGGGAAGCUCUCCAGAAGACCUAUAGAAAUGCGACACUUGGAGCUGGCGUCGCUGUCAACAGACUUGUGCCACUUCCGAACGAAUCCGGCCUCCAUAUUGACAGCAUCACGCUGUAUUGGCACAACGGAGAUCAACCCUCUCCACAACAGCUCUUCCACUCUCAAGAGUUGAAAGACACUUUGUACAUGCUUGUUGAGCAUGCGCCAGAUGGUCUACAAGAUCGCUCUGACUUUUGCACAAGUAUGAACUUCGAGCUUGUCGCACAAAAGACGGGGCCAUACAACCUUAGUCUGAGCGGCCCGGGUAGCGCAAAGUGCCUGUUGGACAACCGGAUUGUUCUCGACGUUGAGCGAGAUCUCAACAUUUCUACCGAGGACUUCCUCUUUGAUCGCUCAAAACUAGAAGUCCGUCGACAGGAACCGGUACAUUUGGAAGCAGGUCGAAGGUACAAGUUUGAGGUUCUCAGCUGGUCUUCGAAGCACAAGGCUCAGAAUGUGAACCGCGAGUUCUUCAUCCAGGGUUGUCGACUUGGUCUUGCACUCGCUAGCGAUGACGAUAUCGCUUUGGCUAGGGCAGAAAAGCUUGCAGAGACUGUUGACACUGCUCUAGUUGUGGUCGGCACUGGUACAGAAUGGGAAUCCGAGGGAUUCGAUCGUGUGAGCAUGAAGCUCCCACGUCGACAAGAUGAGCUCAUCCUUCGUGUCGCCAAGGCAUGCCACGGCCGGACAAUCGUGGUUGUCAAUGUCGGGUCACCCAUUGACACGAGUUCUUGGAUUGAUGAAGUCGAUGCCGUCAUUUAUGCGUGGUUUCCUGGUAUGGAGUUCGGCAAUGCGCUUGCUAGAAUUAUAUCUGGAGACGCAUCGCCGUGCGCGAGACUUCCAACUACGUUUUGGGACACAGUGGAAGAUUAUCCAGCUGGUAAUGUUGAGAGUCUGAUGACUUCUGAAAAGGAGAUCCAUUAUCGCGAGGGCAUCUACGUCGGGUACCGUCAACCGUCACUUGAGACGUACAGCCCGCGAUUCGCCUUUGGCCAUGGCUUGUCAUACAGCGUAUUCAGUUGUUCUGUCAAAAGCCCUACCAACUUGACGUUUGAUCCCAUUCAGGCAGCAGUCAAAGUAAUUCUUGAAGUUCAGAAUACUGGCGCUGUGGCUGCGAGUGAAACCAUUCUCCUCUUCAUUGAAGCUUCGGAGCCAACGACACCGAGACCGAGGGUAGAGCUACGAACAUUUGCAAAGACUGCGAUUCUGGAGCCGGGAGCUUCGCAAGAUCUGGAAUUCUGUUUAACAGCUCAGGGCUUCUCGUAUUGGGAUGUCCAAGAUCACCUUUGGCGUGUUGACGCGGGAAAUUAUAGGUUUCGUAUGGCUGGACCGCGUGGAGUCGGGGACUGGAAGGAAAUUAAUGAUGUUGUUGUCAGAGUUGAUGAAGGAUUUACCAUAGAGUAG
Fusarium fujikuroi IMI 58289 is the source of this 2541-nucleotide messenger RNA. RefSeq names its product related to beta-glucosidase. The transcript is spliced from 3 exons. Gene Ontology annotation, biological process: glucan catabolic process. Gene Ontology annotation, molecular function: beta-glucosidase activity. The coding region runs from base 1 to 2541 and encodes 846 amino acids. NCBI's taxonomy places the organism in Eukaryota, Fungi, Ascomycota, Sordariomycetes, Hypocreales, Nectriaceae. The record is from RefSeq and is a predicted model, not a curated record.